UUUCCUUCUUCAGAACAACCAUCAAUCCAAUCACCCAUUUCUCGGCAUCCAAUCAUCUCUCCAUGCCAGAUUAGAGUUCUCUGUGGCGUUGAUCAUGACGAUUUGAAGCAGCUUUUUCACGUAUCGAAGACAAUCAGAGAAGCAACUCUGAUUGCUAAACAAUGGCAUUUCGCAUAUAGCACGCCGGCGAAGACUUCGGCGUUUCGGAACUCGAUCGAUUUGGAGGACACUGGCGACAUUGAGGCCCCGAAUGCUCCGAAACAGUUCCGAAAAUAGCAUAUGUCAAUUGAGUCUUGACAAAUAAGGCAAUUACAUAAAAGUUAGUGGUUACAUAUUCAUUGGCAUUUUAAAGGGGAAAUUGGAUGGAUGUGAAGAAAAUGAAAAUAGCAUUCGUUGGCAUUAUUGAGAAUCUACUCAUUUGGUUGGACCAGGUGGCAAAUGAAGGCUCUAGUUCGACAUUUUUCUAGCUAGAAUUUCGACAGAAUAUAUAGUGAGUUUGUUGGUGAGGAUUAGGUCAUGUUAAUAAUGGAAAGAGGAUGAAAGUGUACCCUUUCUUUUAUUAUAGUAGCUUAUUAAGUUUUAGAUUAACGUCACAUUACUUUAAAAUAGACUAUUGUGUAAGGCCAAAUGUAUAAAUUCAUCCCUCAAUUUUUA
This is a messenger RNA of Diospyros lotus (date-plum), 654 nucleotides long. RefSeq names its product F-box protein SKIP27-like. The transcript is spliced from 3 exons. The annotation marks the transcript as partial. The record is from RefSeq and is a predicted model, not a curated record. Lineage: Eukaryota; Viridiplantae; Streptophyta; Magnoliopsida; Ericales; Ebenaceae.